GGAAGUCCGGUGGGCUCCCGGCGUCGAGAUGGACGAGGGCGAGUACGAGUCGGUGCUCUGCGUCAAGCCGGAGGUCCACGUCUACCGCAUCCCGCCGCGGGCCACCAACCGUGGCUACAGGGCUGCGGAGUGGCAGCUAGACCAGCCAUCAUGGAGUGGCCGGCUGCGGAUCACUGCAAAAGGUCAGGUGGCCUACAUCAAGCUGGAGGACAGGACCUCAGGGGAGCUCUUUGCUCAGGCCCCCGUGGAUCAGUUUCCUGGCACAGCCGUGGAGAGCGUGACGGAUUCCAGCAGGUACUUCGUUAUCCGCAUUGAAGAUGGAACGGGGCGACGGGCGUUUAUUGGAAUUGGCUUCGGGGACCGAGGUGAUGCCUUUGACUUCAAUGUUGCAUUGCAGGACCAUUUCAAGUGGGUGAAACAGCAGUGUGAAUUUGCAAAACAAGCCCAGAACCCAGACCAAGGUCCCAAAUUGGACCUAGGCUUCAAGGAGGGCCAGACCAUCAAGCUCAACAUUGCGAACAUGAAGAAGAAGGAGGGAGCAGCCGGGACUCCCCGCGCCCGGCCCGCCAGCACAGGAGGACUGAGCCUGCUUCCCCCUCCCCCGGGGGGGAAAACUUCCACCCUGAUCCCUCCCCCUGGGGAGCAGUUGUCUGUGGGGGGCUCUCUCGUCCAGCCAGCAGUUGCUUCCAGUUCAGGUCCACUUCCAGCCAAACUCAGCCAGGCACAGGCUGGGUGCAGUUCUAACGUGAAUGCAACUCUUUCCUCAUACGACUUCUGGAAAGGAGCCGCCUCAUCUGGGCCAAAGAAAGGAGGAUGAAGCACUGCCUGGCCAGCCUCUGUUUGGAGCGUGACUCUAUCCUCUCCUCCUUGCCCUGCUCUCUCGACAGACUGGGCAUGUUAGGCAGUAAAUUGGCACCAUGUCACACGGUGUCCUGGGAUUCACGCGUGCAACCAGAACACAGGAGAGGAAAAGCUCCAGGAUCCCUAUCCCUGUCUGUCCUCUUGACAUGAGAGAGACUGAGACUGCUUCUUCCAUCACAGUGACCCAUAUUAAACACAAGCCCCCAAAGAAAAGAAGGGGUUGAGUUUGCUGCCUGGAGUCGGAUCAGCCCUUCUCAGGGGUUACAGGUGUCACGUGAUCACUGUCCAGAGCGGGGACUUUGUGCCCUCCCAUUGGCUGUAGUUACUUCAGUCAGGGUGCCUUCAGAGGAGGGAUUCCUUCCUGAUUUCAAGCAGGUUUAUAGGCUGCAGCUUGAACAGACAAUCAGGAGGGAAAUUGGGAGUAUUAACCAGCUUUUAAAAAAUUUGUAAUACUUGCUUUGCUAAUGUACUGAUCUGCACUAACUUGUCUUUGCAAAAGUGACUGUCCCGGCGAUAUCCCCAGCAGGGACCUCCGAGAGCAUUCCUCACUGUUGGCGCAGGAGCUGCCCUGAGCUGCAGGAGGCAGUGUUCCUCUCGGCCAAGGGGCCUGGUUUCCAUGUCUUCCAGGCCAGGUAGGCAGUGCAGGGCCAAGGCAGGCACUGGAAGCCAGGUGGAACAGUGUUUGGGCGGGAAAGUGGAAGCUGUUCUCAUGGAGGUGAGUGGUCCGGCCUUCCUGUCCACUGGCAGCUCUCCAGGUUCACAGGCUCACAGUGCAGUUCCUGGUGGACUUGGGUUCCCUCCUUGGUGGUUUCUGAAGUGCCUUGUCUGCAGACAACCUCUUACUUUCUUUUCUCCUUCAGGGACUGUACAUGACAGACAGAAGGAGCUCUGAGUGAACUGGAAGUCUGGGGUUGCCUGUAUUACUGGUUUAUGAGAAAUAAUUUUAUCUGAGCACACCUCUAAAAUUGCUUUUAUUGACAUACUUUACCUCUUAAUUGAAAGAUUUUUUUUUUGAAGGGUCAAGACAAUGAACUGAAAAAAGUGUUGGCCUUUUUGUGGGACCAUAUUUCUAAGAUAAAAAAUAAAUAUUUUUACUUCUGUCA
Messenger RNA from Diceros bicornis minor, 1964 nucleotides. RefSeq names its product NECAP endocytosis associated 2 (gene NECAP2). The coding region runs from base 29 to 817 and encodes 262 amino acids. Gene Ontology annotation, biological process: endocytosis. The transcript has 7 exons. NCBI's taxonomy places the organism in Eukaryota, Metazoa, Chordata, Mammalia, Perissodactyla, Rhinocerotidae. Gene Ontology annotation, cellular component: clathrin vesicle coat; membrane. The record is from RefSeq and is a predicted model, not a curated record.